This is a messenger RNA of Emericellopsis atlantica, 1386 nucleotides long. Its product is annotated as mitochondrial ribosomal protein MRP51. Gene Ontology annotation, biological process: mitochondrial translational initiation. Lineage: Eukaryota; Fungi; Ascomycota; Sordariomycetes; Hypocreales; Bionectriaceae. The record is from RefSeq and is a predicted model, not a curated record. Gene Ontology annotation, molecular function: structural constituent of ribosome. Gene Ontology annotation, cellular component: mitochondrial small ribosomal subunit. The coding region runs from base 1 to 1386 and encodes 461 amino acids. The transcript has a single exon.
AUGGCCAGCUCAGUGUCGCCCGGCGCGGCGCUGCUGCGCUCGUCGCGCCUGUUCGCCAUGCCAAAGGCCCAGCCCGAACUCAUGACGAACACCCUCGCCUCCGAGACCGCGACUCGCAAUGUGCCCCAAUACCAAGCCAUCACCUCACCACUGUCGUCCCGUGAAAAGGGUGACUGGGGACUCAAGCGCCCUCUUCCCCUGAAGCAGACUAUGGCCACGACGACGCCGCUCGUGAAGAUUAGGCAGUUCGACUCGAUUGAGAAGAUUACCGACUACGGCUCGGCAGCAGACCACGUCAUGAGUCUCGAGAAGUUUGGCGAAAUGAGGGUCGCAAUGACGGUACCGGUGCCCCAAUCGAGGAACAUUGGCGCAUUCGCUUCGGUGGAGCACGAUCCCUUGAGGUCGGUCUUUGAGGAGGACCUCGACAUUCUCACCAACGAUCGCAGUAAGGAAGCUGUGGCGAAGAGGUGGAAGUUCAACGGCCCUUGGCUGGCCAUGCUUAGCGAGGGAGAGUUCAAGAAGUUUAUGCGGAAGCAAGUCCAGCCUCGGAGAUCGGAAUUCCGCACGUAUUUGAGGGAAGUGCUCGCCCAGAAGAUGACGAACGAGGCGCGCCACAAAGCCAGGGAGGACGGCUCAACUGCUGUGACCACUACCACGGCCAAGGACGUCACGGACGCCGAGUACGACCACUUUGUCAGGACGCUGCGUGACUCGAGAGCCGAGCUGUACGGCUACGUGUCCGAUUUCCUCGACCUGCCACCUGUCACGCAGGUUGGCGUUGCCGAUGCCAUAUACGCCAAGGCUAACUCCGAGUUCAGUCCCUAUGGGAUGAAUGGGCCUCCCCCGAGCCACCCUUCUGCCGGUAUUGGCUAUCUUCGUACAACAGCCUUUAUGGAGAACCAUCCUGUCUACGGACCUCAGGAGCAGAAGACACCCACUCUGGCCCGCAUUAUCCGCCCCAGGCACAAGAACGCGCAAGCCAACAUUGGUGUGGGCGGUUUCAUUGCAGAGAUACCCGCUGGGUCGAACGAGUUUACGAAGCGUAUGCUGGGCGGGCGGUACGGAAGCGCCCACCACACGAUCAAGGGCGUCCAGCAACUGGACCUGGACACUUACGGUGGUGCCAAGGCGUACGUCGAACCGUCCAAGGCUGUCGUCAACUCACGCGGAUCCGUCGUCAUCUCAACGAACGUGGCCAAGGAGGAUGCGAAGCUCAUUGCGGAUGAGAAGAAGGGCUUCAGGUCGAUAUACAACAACAAGGAGAUCAGGCGCACCAAGGCGGCUGCUGCCGAGGAGAAGGAGAGGGAGCGUGCUGCACAGCUCGAGGAGGCAAAGCGCCCCGAGACAGACAUCCUAGGCAGCUCGGAGACGUACGGCCUGAGCUAG